CAUACGUCGCGCGUAUAUGUAAAGAUGCCUGGGGAAUUGUAAUCAAAAAUCGCCCUUUCCCAGACUCGGUAUACUUCUCCAAGUAUUCAACCAUUGGAUGACAGAAAAAUGCUUUUAUAAUGUGAUUCAUUAGGUUCGGAAUAAGAUCGUCUAUCAAAGGCAUUGGGUACGGUUGCAUCAAUUUUGAUUGCGCAGUUCAAAAUCAUGAGGAUACUUUAUUCGUAAAGUCAUUCAGUCUUUUCUCCUAUCUCUAGGUUAAUAAGAUACCGUUGUACAGUGCAGUGCUUCUCUAGUUUAUUUCCAACGAUGGCUAUGAGGGUAGUGUCUCGUUACUUCGGCUAGGCUACAACCGAUAAAGCCAGAAACGUUUCCGCCCAGUGUCCUUGCAGCAGUGCAUUUACCAUCGGCCAGGGUUAUCAGAUCUGCGGUGCAAGAAGAAAACCUUGACACCUGCACGAUCAGACGGUAGACAAGGUGGUAUAUAGUUCUCGUUUGGAGGUUUAUCCAGAGUUCUGCACGAGUGGUCAAAAGCUGUCUGCCUUUCCAUUGACAGUUCUCGAGUGUCGCGGAUGCACGUGGAUUGGACAAAUUUUUGGAUAUUGGUGCGCGAUUUCUCUCGAAUCAAAGAUUCACCGCGGAAAUGAGGAUCUAUUUCUUUAUUCAACUUCUUCUGGUCUUAUGCACGAUUUGUCAAUCCCAGCGGACGGCUCUGGAUGACAAUAUUGGAGUGUACCGGAAUGUUCGUGAAUUUGCUCUGAAUAUCAUAGGAAGAACGAGUACUCCAGGAGGAUGGCAAUUGGCCCGAGCAAGAGAUCAACGAAAAUUACAAAACAUCGUCAGUCCGAGCAUUCCGUUUCCUUGCGCACUUACAAAUACAAGAUCCCCCGCGCCUCCGACGUCUGUUCACAAGUUGAGGCCAGGUGACAUAGACGUAAUUGCAGCAAUGGGGGACUCCUUGACGGCGGGUUUUGGGGCAGUAGCAACGCAGAUUCCUCACGUUGUCGUUGAAAAUCGUGGUGUAUCCUGGUCCGGUGGAGGCCAAUCAAGCUGGAGAGAAUAUCUGACACUUCCGAACAUUAUAAAGGUUUUCAACCCGAAUCUCAUCGGUUACGCGCUCUCCGAUUCAUUCACAACUCACAAGGAAUCCCAACUGAAUGUAGCCGAAGGCUUCGCAAUGUCCGCCGAUAUGCCCUUCAUGGCACAGGUUUUAAUCAAGCGAAUUAAGCACGAUCCAAGGAUUAACUUGAAGACGCAUUGGAAAAUGAUCAGCUUAUUGAUCGGUCCAAAUGAUUUCUGCUCCGAAAUGUGUUACCAAAGUUCACCUUCGUCCAUAUUAGCGAAACAUCGAUCAGACCUUAUAACGGUGUUUCGAAUACUCAGAGACAACUUACCCAGAACUAUAGUGGCGUUGAUACCUCCGCCAAACUUGAAAGUAUUGGUAGAAUUUACUAAACGACAACCAAUCUGCGAUAUAGCGGUCGAUGUGGAAUGCAGCUGUUUGUUUGGUCUAAGGUGGCAGUGGCGAAAGAAAGAAUUCUACGCAAUCAUGCGCGAAUGGCAAAAGAUUGAGGAGGAAGUUGCGACGCUUCCGGAAUUUCAAAGGGAAGACUUCGCAAUCGUACUUCAGCCUUUUACAACAAAUAUAUCGUUUCCGGUAACAACGUCCGGGUUGACAGAUUUCACUUACUCAUCUGCAGACUGUUUUCACCUCAGUCAAAAAGGUUACGCCAGAGCUGCGAAUGCACUCUGGAACAACCUGAUGGAACCCGUUGGGCGGAAGUCCAGAAAUUGGCAGAAUAUCUUCGAAAGAUUUUUGUGUCCGACAUCAAAGAGGCCCUACAUAUCAACGAUGAAAAAUAGUAUAUCUUAACAAAUUGACUUCACAUGUCGAUUGCUAGAGAUAAAAAUCAAAAUAUUGUUCACGAGAGAUCAGCCGCGACAAUUGAAUGUGAUGAUUAGCCAUAUUUGUCAUAUGUGUAUUGACGUACGAUUCUGUUGCCAUUUACCGAUCGCAUUCAUACUCGCCUUAACUUUAUUUAUGGAUUACUUCCUCCUAUUGUUAUUUAUUACCGAGUACUCUUUAAGUUUGGUACUGUAAUAUUAUAUUCAUAGAGUGACGUGACUUAGAUACGUGGAAACUGGUUUACUUAUUGUUUUCAAGGAUCACAAUCAACAGCUUUAAUUGCAACACAGUUUAUUCAUUAGUUCAGCUGCUCAAAUCAAUAUCAAAAGAUCAGCUGCUUUUCCCCGAAAAAAGAAUGCCGAUUCAGUGGAAAUAUUACUAAGCAUGGGUUAUACUCGCAACUCGAUAUAGAUGGAUAACGUAGCAAAAGUAUGCGAUAAGUGGAAGUGUUGCGAUACGAUAGGUUAAAUUUUAACUUUAAAUUAAAAAAUUUAAUUAUGAAUCCUAUUUAGUUAAAGUAUACCACAAGAAUAAAUUAUUGUUACGUCGUGUUAAAAUAUAAGACACUUAUUUGUGUUUGAAUGGCUGACAACGAACUGAAUAUUCAUUCAUCCAACCCUACCAAUAAUCCAGACCGUUUCAAUUAUGUCUAUUCUAAAUUUCAUUUUUAUGAAUUUUUGUGCUUAUUUGUAUAAUCAAUACUUGUAGUGCGGAAACUAAG
Molecule: messenger RNA, 2624 nt
Organism: Neodiprion fabricii
Lineage: Eukaryota; Metazoa; Arthropoda; Insecta; Hymenoptera; Diprionidae
Product: phospholipase B1, membrane-associated-like
Exons: 9
Coding region: 641-1870 (409 amino acids)
Biological process (GO): phospholipid metabolic process
Molecular function (GO): glycerophospholipase activity
Source: RefSeq, a predicted model, not a curated record